AUGUUUACCCUUCCUCCCCCUCGGUCUCACCUUGCAAUUAUGGAAGGCUCUUCGUAGGCGUCAAUUGUAGUUUCUUGGCCACCGCGUUGGACAUGCUGCUGCCCUGCCGAAUCCUUUUAUCUCUUGCCCUUCUGGCGCCGCAGUUACCAAGUCAAUCGGCCGAUGCCUUCGCCGUUCCCUCUGCUGCUUCUCCUGCGGCAGCCUCUCCCCGGCCGAAGGCCCCUCGGCGAUUGCUGAUCCUCCCCGACGCUCGAGCCGACCUGUCGAAUCCUGACUCCUGGCACCACCAUCUGAAGGCAAACGUGGUGGUGGCCGACAAAGACGUGGAAGUGACCAUUGAAGACAUGCCUGACCCUUACUCGUUCAACACCAAGCGGUACGAAACCUUCUGGUUAAAUUUCAUGGCGGAUGAGCUGGCACUUGACCCUGGCACUCUGGUGGUCGCCCACGGCACAGCGGCGGACGCCGUUCUGCGCUUCGUCGAAAAGUAUGAAGUAUGGGGGGCCGUGCUCGUGUGCCCGGGCGGAGAGAUGUACCAUGCUGGCGAGAGGCAUGGGAGAGCUUACGUGUGGCCGGCGGUGCGGAGGGGCUGCCCAUGGCUCGCGAUCUUGCAUGGAAACGGGGACCCCAUAAUGGGGGACACCGAGGCCAGAAGGAUGAAGGGCGCCCUUGGCGUGCCCCUUCGGUUGUUCCGGGAGGCUGAUGGGGGUCAGCAGCGACUCAGAGAUCAUACAGGCAGUCUACCGGAGGUGGAAGAGCUUGUUCUGUCUGCGUUUUAACCUUGACUCCAUUUUUCGACCCAGGUUGAGCAUGUGAGACCAAUUACUUGAUGAUACCUGCUGGGAACAUCCUUGGGAACUUUUGAGAACAUGUUGCAACACUUGACGGUUCGUGACUUGGACGUGUUUCUGGAAAUCGUUGUUUCUCGAGGAGUCACGAGCCGUUGUGAAUAGACACAUUCGAUGUAAAGAUCGUUGGAAUUGACGUUGGAAAGAGAUCUAGCCUCUCUCAUGAUAUGCGGGCGUUGGGGCAACACAUGGUGAUUGAUAUGGACUUGUCCGCGAUGCCGAACUUGGGGUCACUCCGUGCAGUUAUUGGGCGAUGUUCUUCCUCGAAUAAGAUGCGGGGGGGUUGUUGCGGGGAGCCUUAUGUAGCAGGUUGGCCAUUGGCGUUUGAGAUGAUUUUACAACCGAAUAGACUAGUGCAAUUUAGUUGUGGUGUGAUGCGAAUCGAUGGUGUGUACAGACCUACAACAGUCUGGAGAGUUGUUGCAGUCACGCGCAUAAGCUAACGUGUCGGACGCUGCGUGGUGUUCUGGCCUUGAAAGAGUAGCCUUGUGGAGAACACGUGGGCCUGUUGAGCUGUUUUGGUAUGACUACGACGUUUACACCAAUUCUUUUUUGAUGCCCCGGGUCACACGAACAGCCUGCGUAAAUUUGAACCCCCACAAGGCAGCGAACAAGAAAGUAGAACCUCCUCUCUAACUGAACAGUUCAGUCUACCCUGUCUGCCAGUUACCCCGAAGCGCAAUGUUGUCACCGCGACAGACAGGAGCAUGGGUUCGCCCUCAAAGAGUACUCGUUUCAAUCUACCGCUAAGCAGUUGUAACUGAGAAAUGUAGAAGGAUCGACAAACAGAGAGACAGCGUUGGGGAGGACAUGCGAUUAUUUGCGUCUU
Ectocarpus sp. CCAP 1310/34 is the source of this 1677-nucleotide messenger RNA. NCBI's taxonomy places the organism in Eukaryota, Phaeophyceae, Ectocarpales, Ectocarpaceae. The record is from the annotation of a GenBank genome assembly.